AUGAUCCGAAGAAGUCUCCGUCUCUGCAACAAGAGGAGAACCUAUGUUGUUCCUUUGGAUCUGCAGAUCGAGAUUCUUAGCCGGUUGCCUUCAAAAUCCGUAGUUAGGUUUAUGCUCGUAUCUAAAUCAUGGCAAGAAAUCAUUUCAAGCAAGAGUUUCAUCAGAUUGCGAUCCUUGACUCAGCCUUUGCGUUUCCUACUAGCUUUACACGAUAGAGAUAACCAAACUGGACGCCUAAGUUGCAGCUUCUUCUCUUCUUCUUCGCUAUCGUCGUCAUCACCAUUGAUAUCAACCACUUUUCUAUCCAGAAUAACAUUUCCUCUCCGUAGAGCCUCGUACCCUAGUUAUUACGUCAAUGGUCUGAUCAACGUGGGUGAGAUCAUAUGUAACCCUUGCACCGGAAAGACCAUAUCAUUACCAAAGCUUGUCAAAACAACAGCCACUAGUAAACCAAGGCUAGCCAGACGCUUUUUCGGAUAUGAUCCUGUCAAUAAUCAGUACAAAGUGUUGUGCAUCACCCCGGAUCUUGCAGGACAUGCAACACUCGAGUUUAAUCACUAUCAAAUAUUCACAUUGGGAGCUAAACCUAAAACAUGGAGAUUCAUCGAUUGUGGAAUUCCUCACGGCAUUUGGUGUAACGGUCUGUGUAUUGAUGGAUUUGUGUACUACAUUGCGAGCACGGACGUAGGAAUGAUGUGUCUGAUGAGAUUCGAUUUGAACUCUGAGAAGUUUAAUAUCUAUGCUAGAGUAUCUGAGGAAAUGAAAGCUUUGUAUUUUCAUCACAACGGUUCUAGAACUUUGAUAAACUACCAUGGCAAAGUAGCCAUAGCCAUUCAACCUUCUCACUCAGUGCCUUCAAUUGAUUUGUUCGUUUUCGAAGCAGGAAAACAAGACUACAAAGAAAAGUCUUUCUAUAAUCUUCCCCAGCUUCAUUUACGUAUGAAAUGCGUUAGUAAUCAUAUGGGUGACAUUAUUUUUGCACCUAGCUGUUCCAGAAGUGAGUUUAGUGUUAUCCACCAUGAUGUCAAGGGAGCUAUUUUUACGAAGAUGAAGCUUGAAGUUGAUGUAAAGCAAGAUUGGUUUAAUGAUUCAAGUUGUUUCGUGGAUUACGUAGAGAGUCCCAUGCUGAUUAAAGCUAGGUAG
This is a messenger RNA of Brassica rapa (field mustard), 1143 nucleotides long. Its product is annotated as putative F-box protein At1g26515. Lineage: Eukaryota; Viridiplantae; Streptophyta; Magnoliopsida; Brassicales; Brassicaceae. Gene Ontology annotation, molecular function: protein binding. The record is from RefSeq and is a predicted model, not a curated record.